Messenger RNA from Arabidopsis arenosa, 1621 nucleotides. Lineage: Eukaryota; Viridiplantae; Streptophyta; Magnoliopsida; Brassicales; Brassicaceae. The record is from the annotation of a GenBank genome assembly.
CUCUCUCAAUGGCUUUUGGUUCGUUUCUGACGCCGAUAUCAGAGAUUCUCAGUCGCCUUACCGGUACUAGUGCUCAUCUCUCCCUUUCUUCUAUCUUAAUCCCAAUUGAUUUCUUAUUUAGUUCUGUUUCGAUUGAUCAAUAGAUAAAUUUUGGGCUAAAAAGAGUCUCACUUUUCCAAUAUUGGUGCAAAAUUAAGAUUUGUUGUUGAUGCGUUAUAAUUGCUAGUACACUUUAAGCUGACUAAUCAGAAGAAAAAUGGAUGUGACUGGUACUGUGAGAGAUGCAUUUGAUCGAGUUUCUAAGAAACAGAAGCUGUAUCACUCAGUUACUCAAGAUGUUAUUGAUCUUGUUUGUGAUGGAAUCCAAGAUACAUUGACUCGAAUCCAAUCAGAUAAUAACGACGGAGUCGAACCCGAAUCGGUUCUAACCGAGUUGAGGCGCAAGCUUGAUGCACUUUUACCGAUUAUCCAGCUUCAGAAAUCACACAAGGAAACUAAAUGGAGUCUUAGCAAGUUGGUGAAAUUGUUUGAGGUUUCUUACCAUCCUGAUAUAUCUCUAGCCUGCUUUAGCGUUGAUUUCGAUAUCAACUUAGUGAAUAAGAUACUUAUCCACCAUUGUUACCGAGAAGGGUUGUUCGACGUUGGUGAUUGUCUGGUUAAGGAGUCUGGAAGAGAGGAAGAAACCGAGGUUAGAUCUCAGUUCUUAGAGUUCCACCAGAUAUUGGACUCAUUGAAGCUCAGAAACAUCGAGCCUGCUAUGAGAUGGAUCUUUGCGAACCGCGGAAAACUGAAGCAAAAGGGUUCAAAGCUGGAGUUUAAACUCAUAAGUUUGAAGUACUGUGAUAUUUUAAGAGAAGGAAACCGUGUUGAUGCUUUGGAGUAUGCAAAAACCCAUUUUCACCAAUAUCCACUACACUUUAAAGAGAUACAAAAGCUUAUCACUUGUCUGCUAUGGAUUGGAAAUUUUGAGAAAAGUCCUUAUGCAGAGAUGGUUUCUCCAUCAUGUUGGGACAAGGUGACCAAAGAGGUAAUCAUGGAAUAUCACCAUCUUCUUGAUCAGCCAAUUAACUCCCCAUUGAAAGUCGCUUUAUCCGCGGGUUAUGAGAGCUUACCGUCACUUUUAAAGCUGGUUCAUUUAAUGACUUUGACGAAACAAGAAUGGCAAGGUAUGAAACAUCUUCCGGUUCCUCUGGAGUUAGGGAACGAGUUUCAGUUUCACUCGGCUUUUGUUUGUCCUGUGAGUAGAGAUCAGAGCAGCGAAGAAAACCCGCCAAUGCUGUUGUCUUGUGGUCAUGUUAUUAGCAAGCAGUCAAUGAUGAGACUCAGCAAGAACUGCGCUCACCGCAUAUUCAAAUGCCCUUAUUGUCCUGCAGAGACUUCAGCUUCAGCAUGCAGGCAAUUAUACUUUUGAAAGGUUUGGUAAUUUAGUUAAUUUGAUUGUUUCAGCUCAAUAAGUGAACAAAGCAUUUCAUUUGUUCUUUCAUCAUUAAAAAAACUCUUUUUUACUAGAUCUUGAUUUGAUCUUCUUCUCUAAGUUGGAACAACUAAUAUGUUGCAAUUAGUUGUUAUACUGUUACUUUUUAUAUCUCUUGAACCAGAGAAAUAACAAGUGAAUUUCAGU